CUCCCCUCCUCCCUCCUGCUUCCUCCCUCUCUCCUCCUCUUCGUGGAGAAGGAGAGUUGAACAUGAGGAGCAGUGAAGCUUCGUCCUCCAGCUGCAGACCCGAACCGAACCCACUGAUCCUGAACCAGGUCCAGACUUCCUGUUCCUUCCUGUUUGAGUUGAUCUUCUAGAACCGAGGAGCCGUCGUGUUCACUGAGAUCAAACUUUGACAGUUUGUUGUGACAGAUCCACAUUCGAAGUCGUAACUAGAGUUUAACUUCUGUCCUCGUCCACGUUGAAAGCUCCUGCAGCGUUAAAACUAAUGAGCUCAGUUUGUUGACAGAACAUUGAAUUAUGAAGCAAACGAUUGGUCCACGUCCCAUCUGCUAACAUGGAGGAGAUGGAGUUUGUCCUGAAGCAAGUCCCCAGGGGGCGAUGGAGACACUCGGGCUUCACUUGUGGUAGCUGUCCAGUCGUCCAUCUUUAUUCAACGUGCAGGAAGUGACGCAGCAGGUCCAGAGUCCACACAGGAAGUCUUUACCAUCCGGUUCAGAUCUGGAUCAACUGUUCACACUGAAAAUAAAAAAUGAAAAGAAAAGGGUUUGAACCUGAGGAGGAUUUAGUCUCUGUGGUUUGGUCUCAAGUUAGAGUGGAACAAUGAGAGCUCUGUUCUCUGUGUGUUAUUAGUGUGUGUGUGUGUGUUAUUAUUGUGUGUGUGUGUGUGUGUGUGUGUGUGUGUGUGUAGGCAGGUUGAGCUUCACGCUGCUCUUUCCUCAGUUUUCUGCAGAUCAACAUGACGGAAACACACAGAGUGACAGGAGCGACCAGGAGGAGAUGGGGGGUUCCACAGCGGAGUGUGGCCGAUGGGAGCAAAGCCAGCGUCCAAUCAGCUGAUCCCGAUGAUCACAGACGUCUGAAGCCCGGAUCCCAGUUGAUCUGUGUGUGUGGGCAGGUGGUUCCCUUCAGAGGUCACAUCUCCGGUGGGAUGGAGCCGGGGAAGAAGCUGGUGGUGGUGGGCGUGGUCGACUCCCGCCCUGACAGGUUCUACGUGGCCCUGACAUGUGGCCGCGGGACGUCCGGGGAGCCUCCGCCCGAUGUGGCCCUGGAGCUCUGCGUUCGAUUCCCAGACCGACAAGUCCUGCGGCGGGCGUGUGUGUCCGGGUCCUGGGGAGACGUGGACACAUCGGUGCCCUUCUUCCCCUUCAUCCGAGAGCAGCCGUUCAAGAUGGAGAUCCGGAGCGAGCGGAGCCGGUUCCGUGUCUUCGUGGACGGACAGAAGCUGUUUGACUUUCACCACCGACUCCCGGUGCUCGGCAAGGUCGACACGCUGUGGAUCAAAGGUCACGUGAGGGUCACCAAACUGGCCUGAGCCACGAUCGACCAGGACGAGUCAUGUGAUGGUUCACACGGAGCAGAACUUAUGAAAGUGACUGAGUUUAUUUACUUUAUUAAAUUUAUCUGAACGUUUAGUUUCCUUUCAAACUGAGAUUUAUGCACAGAAAACUGAAGAACCUCUGAAAUAUGAUGAUUUAUUUUUGUUUAAAUUACAAACUACAAAAGUUUGUAAGUUUUAUGUGAUGAUUAAAUAUUUUUCUCGUUAAGUAUUUGAAUCCGUUUAGAUUUUGAGCUCCAGAUUAUCCUUGGGACAAUUUUUUUACGUGAUUAUUGUAUAUUUAUAUAUAUUUUAAAAUAAAAUUAUACAAAAAUCUACAGCUGCAGCCUGUCGUUACGUCAGAGUCCACGAGCAGCUGCUCAUGUCCCUGUGGUGCAGCGGUUUGACCACAGGGGGGCAGCAGAGGAAAACACGAGCUCAGUGGUGGAGGUGAGCCGAGGAAACAAGAUGCUGGAAGAUUGUUUACUGAGACGUCACUUCACUGCUACGACAAAACCAACAGACAGUAUUUGAGAUAGAGUCGUCUGUUGUGCGUCUGUUGUGUGUGAUUGUUGUCUGGUGUGAGUCUGCAGCUUCACCGAGCUUCUUCAGUUUCAUGGAGAUGCUCCAAUAUUAUCACCUGCUGCCUCCGCUCAUCCAUUAUACAUCAGAGCCACAGUUCAGUGACCAGCCAGUGUGUGAGUCUGUGUGUGUCUGUGUAUGUGUGUGUCCUGUACUUACUCCCUGUCAUACUCCAUCACAGCUGGUUUCAUGUUCUCUGCUGUUUACAGUUCCUUCAUCAUAUUCAGUUGAAUCAGGUUUUAACAACAUCAUUAAAUGUUCAGU
Messenger RNA from Platichthys flesus (European flounder), 2197 nucleotides. Its product is annotated as galectin-related protein-like. NCBI's taxonomy places the organism in Eukaryota, Metazoa, Chordata, Actinopteri, Pleuronectiformes, Pleuronectidae. The transcript is spliced from 6 exons. Gene Ontology annotation, molecular function: carbohydrate binding. The coding region runs from base 773 to 1348 and encodes 191 amino acids. The record is from RefSeq and is a predicted model, not a curated record.